Capsella rubella is the source of this 925-nucleotide messenger RNA. Its product is annotated as protein C2-DOMAIN ABA-RELATED 6. Bases 207 to 734 code for a protein of 175 amino acids. Lineage: Eukaryota; Viridiplantae; Streptophyta; Magnoliopsida; Brassicales; Brassicaceae. The record is from RefSeq and is a predicted model, not a curated record. The transcript has 3 exons.
GAGUGACGCGUAGAUGAUAAUUAAAGUGAGUAUGCUGGAAAAGAGACUUUUUUGAAUUAGUUGAUCUUUCUUCUUCCUUCUUUGUGUGUCUUUUUAUAAGCCAAUUUAAGUGGCCUCGUUGAAUUUUUGAGCCGGUGAUUGUUUAUAAGUGAAUAAGAAAAGUAGAAGAGACAGGUGUGCUUUUCUCUUCAAAAUUGAGUAGAGAAAUGGAGAAACCAGAAGAAGAAGUGGUUGAGAUGAAGGAACUUGUAGGGCUUGUGAGAAUCCGAGUGAAGAGAGGGAUCAAUCUUGCUCGCCGAGACGCUUUAAGCAGCGACCCUUUUGUCAUCAUAACCAUGGGUCCACAGAAGCUCAAGUCUUUUACUGUGAAAAACAACUGCAACCCAGAGUGGAACGAGGAACUGACCCUUGCGAUUGAAAAUCCCAACGAGCCUGUAAAUAUGAUGGUGUAUGAUAAAGAUACAUUUACAUCCGACGACAAGAUGGGAGAUGCGCAGAUAGAUAUCAAACCGUUCCUAGAGGUUCACAAACUUGGUUUGCAAGAACUUCCAGAUGGUAAAGAGCUCAAGAAGAUUCAUCCCACCAGAGACAACUGCUUGUCUGAAGAGAGCAGGAUCGUCUCAGAUAACGGCAAGAUUGUGCAGAACAUGGUUCUUGUGUUGAGGAACGUCGAAUGUGGCAAAGUCGAGAUUCAGCUUGAGUGGAUUAAAAAUCCAGGUGGUUGUGGACUCUGAACAGAGAUGAAGUCUCUUUAUGAUUUCUCUCACUUUCUCUGUAAAAAUAAAUAAAAAGAAACCUCAGUUUGUUUUGUUUUGUUUUGGGUUUCAGACAAAGUAACAAUAAGUAGAAACAGAGUACUUAACUUACUCUGCUUUGUAAUUGAAAUAUUUUGGUUUUAGAUCUAACCAAAACCGUUUUUAUUCUU